AUGAGGGGACGCAUAGUGGUCUUGGCCAUCGCUUUGUUGGCGCUACAGCGUAAAAGUGUCGGGAUCAAUGACUUCCAACAACGAUUACCAAGAUCGUCGGAGUCCGAAAAAUUUGACUUUCCUCGUUAUAGCGUUGUCAUUUUACACCCAUAUUCAAAGCACGUCCGAGGCGUCACUGACGGCUCCGAGCAAUACGAGCCAAUUCCGCCGGCCAGGCAUGUACGGUUUCAAAUGCAUGGCGACCAUCGAAAGUUUGCAAACGACCGUCGCAGACAUCGUAUAUCGGAUAUUACAGAUGAACACAACGAUUUGAUCGUAGCUGAAGACUAUCGCCCACGCAACAAGCGCCAUUCAUCGAUGUAUUUGCCAGCGGUCGACAGGUAUUAUCCUAAACAACUGUUGGAUAUCACCGGCUACCACCGCACGCUGCUAAAGUUUGGCGGAAGGUACCAUGGGGGAAGGAAGGCGAUGACCAGUGACAUGAAGAAGUCUGCAGCAGAAGAACGCUCGGCCAAAAAUGAAGGCAGUGUUAAUAAAAAACAUGACCUGACGGCUCCGACGAAAGUACUGUUCAGACAGAAAAGAAACGAGGCUCCAUCAGAGCGGUCGCUACUGAAGCAACAUCAUAACAAUUUGAAAGAAACCAACCAAGUGAAAGGAAAUCUCCGAUUGCUCCUGAUACACGGCAGCAGCUUCAGAAGCGGAACAAGACUUAGUGAGCCCCACACUUCAGACACUUCAGCACACACAGGGGCCGCUUUGACUGACCACCGUUCUGAUGGUAAUCGUCAACGUAGACCUUGGCUAAAAAAUGGACCACACGAAAAGUACGACUUGAAGCUGCUAACAGAAGAAGAUCUUCCUGACACUGACUACCUGCGACGAAAUCGACGCGGCAUCCUUUUUGAUAUGCUGCCGCACGUCUUGAACGACAUCAGCAUCUACCAGAGAACUUAUAUGAAGCACGAUGGGAAGUUGAGGGGCGAACCUGAGAUAAACAUGCCUGCAGCGAUAAAUGAAAUCGCCUUAAAUUGA
Messenger RNA from Soboliphyme baturini, 1035 nucleotides. The record is from the annotation of a GenBank genome assembly. NCBI's taxonomy places the organism in Eukaryota, Metazoa, Nematoda, Enoplea, Dioctophymatida, Soboliphymatidae.